This is a messenger RNA of Pelobates cultripes (western spadefoot toad), 1813 nucleotides long. The record is from the annotation of a GenBank genome assembly. NCBI's taxonomy places the organism in Eukaryota, Metazoa, Chordata, Amphibia, Anura, Pelobatidae.
AUGGCCAGGUAAGUGAUGUUAUGGGGACCAGUUAAGUUUAAUUAUGGAGACUGGUUAAUGGUAAGGAGACUGGUUUAUACUAAGUUAAAGGGGCCAUAUGAUUGGACUGUUACAAUACCGGACCUGUUAACUCAACUUUUGGGGUCUGUUUAACUAAUGAGGGGCAGUUCAUUUAUGGGACCUGUUACGCUAAGUUAAGGAGACUAAUAAAGUCACGGCUAGGGGGUUAAGUAAAGUUAUAGGGAGCAACACUACGUAAUAUUUUUGGAAAAGAAAAAGAGUUGCUCAUGAAAUGAUAAACCUAACAGUUGAAAGGUCCUGAUACCUGAAACAUUCUUUACUUCGUAUCAGUUUGAGCAAAGGCUUCAUAAAACUGAUAUUAUUUAAAAAAUGCACCAAGUGGCCUACCAUGAACCUGUCACCCCUGAAACCAUAACUACCUCUCUUCCCAGUCCAUCACUGGAUAUCAUUAACAAACCAUCUAUUACUGGGCAUUUACUCAAGUGGGAACCGACAGGAAUUCUAAGACAAUUUCAAAUGUCAGGCCAAACUAGCCAAACUGGAAACAUUCUCUAGGUUAGCAAUGCUUCUGGUUCUGCUACUCUGGCCUUAAAUUUGAAAUUGUCUUUGAAUUCUCACAUUAGUGAAUAGCCCUGUAUAAGCUUCCAGUUCAGCUAUUUUGUCUGCCAUUUUAAAUUGACUUUGAAUUCUUUUUUAAUAUUCCUGUACAUGUUAAUUGACAGACCAACUGUCUCUCACACAGCACGCAUUGAAAAAACACAGCUAAUCCCACAUUUACAGCUCGGACGUCCUACAUCUGGCAUUUACAGAUCAGACGUCCUACAUUCGGCAUUUACAGCUCGGACAUCCUACAUCCGGCAUUUACAGCUCGGACAUCCUACAUCUGGCAUUUACAGAUCAGACGUCCUACAUUCGGCAUUUACAGCUCAGACAUCCUACAUCCGGCAUUUACAGCUCCAACGUCCUACAUCCAGCAAUUACAGCUCGGACAUCCUACAUCCAGAAAUUACAGCUCAGACAUCCUACAUCCGGCAUUUACAGCUCGGACAUCCUACAUCCGGCAUUUACAGCUCGGACUUCCUACAUCCGGCAUUUACAGCUCAGACUUCCUACAUCCAGCAAUUACAGCUCGGACAUCCUACAUCCGGCAAUUACAGCUCAGACAUCCUACAUCCGGCAUUUACAGCUCGGACUUCCUACAUCCGGCAUUUACAGCUCAGACAUCCUACAUCCGGCAAUUACAGCUCGGACAUCCUACAUCCGGCAUUUACAGCUCGGACUUCCUACAUCCGGCAUUUACAGCUCGGACUUCCUACAUCUGGCAUUUACAGCUCCAACGUCCUACAUCCGGCAAUUACAGCUCGGACAUCCUACAUCCGGCAUUUACAGCUCGGACUUCCUACAUCCGGCAUUUACAGCUCAGACUUCCUACAUCCGGCAUUUACAGCUCAGACUUCCUACAUCCAGCAAUUACAGCUCGGACAUCCUACAUCCGGCAAUUAAAGCUCGGACAUCCUACAUCCGGCAAUUACAGCUCGGACAUCCUACAUCCGGCAAUUACAGCUCCGACGUCCUACAUCCGGCAUUUACAGCUCCGACGUCCUACAUCCAGCAUUUACAGCUCGGACUUCCUACAUCCGGCAAUUACAGCUCGGACAUCCUACAUCCAGCAAUUACAGCUCGGACUUCCUACAUCCGGCAUUUACAGCUCGGACUUCCUACAUCCGGCAUUUACAGCUUGGACUUCCUACAUCUGGCAUUUACAGCUCGGACAUCCUACUCAACAAGGUAG